GAUACAGGCUAGGGAUGGGCUGGAGGUGAGCUGCAGCCAUUAGCAAACACAACUCCCAUCAUCAGGAAAGCAAAAUACAGCGGCUGAUUAUUUUCACAACUGGCUUUAUCUGAAGCUACGGAGCAUCAUCUGGCAGAGAGGACAGGAGCAGCUGAGAUCUCCUUCAGCACCUUGGACAGCACAAGCCGGAAAAAUGGCUCCAGUCACAAGCAGCAGAGAUGCUUUUGAUGAAAUUCCUUCAAUGGUUGGACUUGUCAGCGGGUUUGGACUUGUUUUCACUGUGUCUUUGUUCUCGUGGAUUUGUUGCCAGCGUAAAUCAACCAAAUCCAACACAACGCCUCCGUACAAGUUUGUCCAUGUGUUAAAAGGUGUCAACAUAUACCCUGAAAGCUUAAACAGCAAAAAGAAAUUCGGAGCAGAUGAAAAAACUGAACUAGCUCCCAAGUCUCUCAUCUCAAAGACUUCACUUCAUCUUGAUCUUGAAAAAAGGGACUUAAACGGAAAUAUUCCCAAAGCCAAUAAAGUCAGAAGUUCUCCAGACCUUGAGGAUUUUUCACAGCCUCAAUUACCAGAAAAAGACAAAGAUUCCAUUUCUCCUGAGAGCGUCAAGUCCAACGCUUCUAUAUUAUCCGUAGACAAGCAAGAUAAACUAGGAACCCUCUUUUUCGCUGUAGAGUACAACUUUGAGAAAAAGGCAUUUGUAGUGAACAUCAAAGAAGCCAGAUCCCUUCCGGCAAUGGACGAACAAUCCAUGAUGUCUGACCCAUAUAUAAAAAUGACCAUCCUUCCUGAGAAGAAACACAAAGUUAAAACUAGAGUGCUCAGAAAGACUCUCGACCCAGCCUUUGACGAGACAUUUACAUUUUAUGGAAUUCCUUACAGCCAGGUCCAAGAUUUGGUUCUUCACUUUAUCAUCUUAAGCUUUGACAGAUUUUCCAGAGAUGAUGUCAUUGGUGAAGUCUGCUUCCCACUCUUGGGAAUUGACCUGUCUGAUGGCAGAGUGCUAAUGAACCGGGAAAUCAAUAAAAGAAAUGUCCGGAAAUCAGCAGGACGUGGAGAGCUGCUUAUCUCUCUUUGCUACCAGUCAACAACAAAUACUUUAACUGUUGUUGUGCUUAAGGCUCGGCAUUUACCAAAAGUUGACGUAUCAGGAUUAUCAGAUCCGUAUGUAAAAGUGAACCUUUAUCAUGCCAAGAAAAGAAUUUCUAAAAAGAAAACUCAUGUGAAGAAGUGCACCCCAAAUGCAGUGUUCAAUGAAUUGUUUGUCUUUGACAUUCCUUGUGAGGGCCUGGAAGAUAUAAGUGUUGAGUUCCUUGUCAUGGAUUCAGACAGAGGAUCAAGAAAUGAGGCUGUUGGUCGAUUAAUUCUGGGGUCUUCUGCGGAUGGAACAGGUGGAGAGCACUGGAAAGAAAUCUGUGAACAUCCCAGGAGGCAAAUUGCCAAGUGGCAUAUGUUGUGCGAUGGUUAGCAAUGAAAUAGAAAAGAGCGGACCUUACCUGUUUCCAUAAAUUGUUUCAUUUCUAGUGUAAAAUAAUUUAGAAAAUGCUUGUAACUACAUUUUGUUUUGUUUAACACAUGGCUGAUGUAGGAAGGAAUAGCAGAAGAAAAAAAAUGCAAACCAAAAAAGAUUCAGUAUGACAGAAAUAGUGGGGGAUGUUUGAAAAGUCUGAGAAACGUUGUAACCUUCCCAAAAUAUAGUGAAAUCUAUUGCACAUGAUUGAUGUGGUCACUCCAUAUAAAACACAGCAUGGACUAUGACUUCAGAGAUGAAAAUGGUGUCCUUGGUAUGGCGGAACUUUUCUCCCUGAGACCCAGCAGAGCUGUCUGUAGGAGGUUCAGUUUGUGGCUUCCCUGGCACAUAGACAGUGAAAGUGUAGUCCUUUAGUUGGUGAAGUAAUUUACCCAGCACCCUUAGGCUCUCAUAAGGUGCUUGGAGUAGUACAACAACAGCAGCAACUGAAAGCCAAUAGAUAUUUCCCAAGGGGCCCAACACUACUACAGAUGACCUUGUUUCUGUGUUCCAUUAUCCUAGACAUGAUGAGAUCUAAUGAGACCACAUGCUGGAGUCUAGGGAGCUUUGUGCAUACUUUAACUCUGAAAUGAAAGCCUGGACACCUGGAAAAACAAUUGAAACUGAUUAGCCCAAAGACUCACUGAGUAAAAGGAACACUUUUCAUUUCACCUGCCAUGCAUUGAUGUUCUUCUUGUGAAUUAUAUGGAAAACAAAUCUGCUGUUUGAAUUUGUGAUUUUCAUAAGUGACAGACGUAGUAGAUGAAGCACUAACACAGUAUCAAAGGGCUUGGACUCACACAUUUCUGGUUUGAUAGAUAUACAGUAUAACCCAGAGCGGUGCAGGAAUCCAGUGCUUUGUAACCUUUGCAUACAAUACUCCCCCUUUCCAAAGAGAAUCUAUAUGUCAGUAAUCAAAUGUAAAUGAUAUAUAUUGUGAGCAAUGCAAUAUGUCACCUAAUACAUGUAUACAUUGAGUUUGGUUUGCGGCAUUCUAGCAACAGUGACAGAACAAAUAGGAGCUAAAUGCAUCAAAAAAAUGAAUGAGCUGACUCAUCUUCCCAUAUACCUACGUAUGUUGUUGUUAUGACAAAGCUGAUGCUAUUUAUGGUGCAUUAAUGACACACCAGAGACAUUGUAAAGUAACCACCAAUUAUUAAAUGUCUGAUUUGUUGGGUAUGCUGGUGUAUUACUAAUCUUAUCUUAUUAGCCAAUUUGCCAAUUUAUAUGAAAGCAAUUCAUUAAAAUGACAUUUCAUAUUC
Molecule: messenger RNA, 2772 nt
Organism: Xenopus laevis (African clawed frog)
Lineage: Eukaryota; Metazoa; Chordata; Amphibia; Anura; Pipidae
Gene: syt4.S
Product: synaptotagmin 4 S homeolog
Exons: 4
Coding region: 194-1468 (424 amino acids)
Biological process (GO): calcium-ion regulated exocytosis; negative regulation of secretion by cell; vesicle fusion
Cellular component (GO): membrane; plasma membrane; presynapse
Molecular function (GO): phosphatidylserine binding; SNARE binding; calcium-dependent phospholipid binding
Source: RefSeq, a predicted model, not a curated record